AUGUCAUCCCAACCACCAAAAGACCACCUCACCACCCUCUCCACCCACAUAACCACCCUCACCCAAAAAGUCACCCAACUCCGCGCCUCCCUCUCCCACUGGCAGCAAUGGUACCUCGAAUACUCGUCCCUCAAAGAAGAAAUCUCCCUCCUCCCCUCGACCACCCCCACCCCAGUUGAAUCCCUCCGCCGCAUCCGCCGCGACUUCUCGGGCAAGGUCCUCACCCAAAAGGAAAUCAACGAGAUAAUGGGAAAGACUGAUUUUCGAGAGGUGGAUCAAAUGCUCAGCUUGUUGACUCACAGGAUUGAUUACGUAGAGGGGAACAUCAAUACUGUGGGCAAAAUGCUAGAGCAGGAGGAGAAUCGACUGGCGGCGGCGGAGGUGGUGGCGAGCCCGGAUGUGCCGAGGGAUGAGGAGAGUGGGUUGCCGAUUAUGGAUAUUGUUGAGUGGUUGGAUGAGGAGGGAAAUGUGGUUGAUGCGGGGGUGCGGAGUGGGGGGGAGGCGGCGGGGAGGUUGAUGGAGGUUUUUGAGAAGGCGGGGGGGAUGUUGGCGGAGACGGAGGAGGAGGGGGGGAGGGCGAGGGGGGAGGUUGAGAGGGGGGUUGAGGAGGGGAAGGAGAAGAAGGAGCAAGAGAAGAAGAAGGCCACGCCAAAGGCUGUCGAGCGAAAGGGUGAACCGAAGGAGGUGGUGGCCAAUGGGGAGUCGAUGGUCGCCAAAAAGACGGUUACCUUUGCUGAGGGUACGAAGCUUGGACAUGCGGAAGGGGAAAGGUUGGAGAAGACGUUUGCGCAGCAGCAAUUGGAGCACGUCAUCAAGAUUGCUCAGGAGUCGCAGGCCAUGGAUAUGUCCAAGGCUGUUGUUCCGGAGGAUGAGCCGGAGGAGGAUGCCAAGCUGCGGCGGGAGAUGCUCGAGUAUAGCAUGUCGGAAAUCGGUCCUGUAGUCGCUGAACUCACCUUGGAAGAGGGCGAGUUUAGUGAUGACGAGGACUGGGAUAUGGAUGAUGAUGAGGAAGACGAUGACGAGGACGAUUUGGGGAGAUCCAAGCACAGCGUUUUGUCUUCUGACUACAUCCAACGCAUGCAGGAGCUCGAAAAGAAACUCGGAGUGAAAUCUGCGUUUAGCGCUCCUGUUCAGCAAGAACGAACGGUACCUGAUGAGGGUAUGGGGAGGAUCUCGGUCGUCAAGGAAUCGGCACCCAAGGCAACGACGAAGACUCCCAAGGAGAAGGCGAAAGCACCCAAGGAGGAGAAGAGCGUCAGCUUUGCGAUAGAGCUGGAUAUUGCUCCUACUACCACCACCACCCGGCCAGAUGCACCGGCAGCCCCCAGUAUCAAUCCCGUCGUCGACAUUGUGGAAAAGGUCACAGAUUUGACCAUGCAAGACGACGAACCAGAGGAACCACCCAAGCGUGUCUCGCGCUUCAAGAAAGAGCGCGCCACCGGUGGCCUCCCACCAGGGCCACACCAGCUGCCUGCAACGUUUAUCCAUAAAGCUGCCGCACCGCCACCCGAGCCGACACCGCCAGAGGAUACAACCAUUGCUCCCACCGUUGUCGAGAGACCCACCCCCGCUACAGCCGCCGAACCAGAUGACAUGGACGAGGCGAUGUUGUAUCAAGCCGCUGCGGUGGAGUAUAACCGCAUGAGGAACCAGCUGAUCCAAAAGCAGGGAGGGUUUAUUGAGGACCCGCCGCUGAAUGAGGACGGGUUGAUUGCGAAUAAUGACGGGCCGAAGAAGCUGAGCAGGUUUAAGCAGGCGAGGUUGAACAAGAUACAGUAA
Molecule: messenger RNA, 1779 nt
Organism: Podospora anserina S mat+
Lineage: Eukaryota; Fungi; Ascomycota; Sordariomycetes; Sordariales; Podosporaceae
Exons: 1
Coding region: 1-1779 (592 amino acids)
Biological process (GO): negative regulation of transcription by RNA polymerase II; negative regulation of phosphatase activity
Molecular function (GO): phosphatase inhibitor activity; chromatin binding; transcription corepressor activity
Source: RefSeq, a predicted model, not a curated record